AGUUUGUACAACAUGAAAAUAGUAUGUGGCAUUGUGUUGAUUUGUUUUAGGUUGAUAUGACAUUAUUACACCUUUUGAAGCAAUUUUCGAUGGCAAAUAAAAUGUCUGUGAAGGAGAAAAGAUAAUGCAAAUAGUGUAUAUAUAAUGACAUGUGAGUUAAUUAAACGGUAUAAAUACAAAUAAUAAGGGAAGGCCUCAAAAGAGCAAUGUCGUGGAAACUGAGACAUUAACACUGAAAUCAAAUAACAUGCUGACCAAUGGCAACAAUAUCUCCUAUCCCAACCCAAGCUCAGAACUUACCGCCAAAUUAAACACGAACUUGGAUGUGAAAAUGAUGUGUCUAUACGACUACCAAAGCACCUGAGAUCUAACAUUGCUCAAAUAAGAACAUGUACCUUGCCGCUGCGGAUCGAAACCGGACGGUUUAGGAACCUAAAACUCGAAGAAAGACCGUGCCUUGUGUGUAAAAAACUCAAUCAGUGGGAAUGACCAUCACACAAAAUGCGAGCAGCGUCGAUAACUCCUCGGCCCUGACAAAGUCGUCACAAUGGGACACACAUGGUUACGUCUGCGUGACCAUAGUUGCAAUGUUCGUCCCCUUCAUCCUCCUGGGCAACCUCAUGGUUAUCAUCUCGGUCGCUAAGUUCAAGCGUCUUCACAUUCCCACGAACUACUUUCUGACAUCACUGGCGGUUGCCGACGUUUUGGUGGCGGCAGCGUUGCCGUUCUAUGCGCUUGCGGAAUUACAUCAUUUGGACAUGGGCGACAGUUCUUUGUGUAUUGUCGUAAACCGCGUUUUAAUGACCGCCGGUGGUGUUUCGGUCAUGACCCUUGCGGUGAACGCUUGUGACCGCUACACGGCCAUCAUGAAUCCGCUAGAGUACAUUUUGAUCAUGAAGCCGCGGCGGAUUGCCGUGCUCGUGCUCAUAUGUUGGAUCUUCAGCAGCUUUAUAUGUUGGGCCCCGUUUGUGAUCGGUUGGUACACAAGCGUACCAGGCGAAAAAGAACAUAACUAUAAUCAACUGCACAAGAACGCUAGAAUUUUAUUCACGGGUGCGAUAUUUGUGCCCUCGUGCAUUCUAAUAGUGUUCUUCUACUGGCGGAUGUUCCUGAUUGCCCGCCAUCAUGCGCACGCAUUCGCCGCCGUAGAGCAAACAGUGAGACGAAGCCUAGAGGCACGCUUCGUGCGCAAAGAUACGAAAUAUGCGAAAACAAUCGGCGUUUUGAUAGGAGUAUUUCUGUGUUGCUGGUUGCGGUUUCAGAUCUGUAUCGUUGUGGACAUCACGCACCAAGUGUCCUCCCACAGAUGGCAACCCGCGAUUCCAGACGAGCGGGCUUCAAGCAGUGUAUCCUCAGUAAGCGGACCUGCAGCAACGAUUUCGCGCAUGCGUCUGAACCGCGUUACCAGCCGGGUAGCCGCGAGUAACAUGCUCCGAACGCUGUGGCGGGAAGUUGGUCGAACAAGAGUAGAAUACUCCCUCGACCGGCGAUUCUCCGGUCCCUUCAGAGCGGGUUCCACUAUUGGGACGUUGCCCGAUUUGCUAAGAGUAUACGCAGCUAGCCCUAGACAUAGCUCUCUGGUGAGUUCAUGUACUGAAGAGGAACCCCCUUCCAACAUUAACGCCGACUGACCAGUUACGUCACUGCAUUUCCAGUCUCCGAGGCCGUCGAACACUCUACUGAAGUACCUUGAGAGUUUAACUACAAGGAGCAACAUUGCCUUGCAUUUGUGGACAAAACUAGAAUUAAAACACAAGAAUCUCGUUUCCAUAGGUACGGGGAUACUGCGACCGAGUAUCUGCCUUCAUGAUAGGUCCGGGGAUACUGCGACCGAGUAUCUGCCUUCACGAACGAUGGAAAAACGAUAUUGGAUAUAUCAUGGACCGAUUUACUUAAUGUAAUUCUACAGGUAACAUAAUACGUCCGUAUAUACAUCUAUGUGUAUAUAACCAUCUCGUAAGUUAUUGUAACACCUUUUAAGGCUAAUAUAUCCAGAAACAAAGAAAAUAUACUUCAUGGAUUUAAUCACUGUAAAUUGUAUAAAAACGGACAUAGGUAAAGUCCAAAUUCGACAAAGGUUUUUAUGUGGGUUAAAAGUCAAACUUAAAACUAUUGAAUAUUACAACAUUACACAAAACUGAAUAUGAGCCUUCAAAGCAAAGUGUUAUAUUCGGCCAAUAUCUUGUAAAUAAUAUUUGCAGGUCCUUAUUUAUUUAGUAUACAUGUUUUACG
Molecule: messenger RNA, 2232 nt
Organism: Dreissena polymorpha
Lineage: Eukaryota; Metazoa; Mollusca; Bivalvia; Myida; Dreissenidae
Product: trace amine-associated receptor 1-like
Exons: 4
Coding region: 486-1631 (381 amino acids)
Biological process (GO): G protein-coupled receptor signaling pathway
Cellular component (GO): membrane
Molecular function (GO): trace-amine receptor activity
Source: RefSeq, a predicted model, not a curated record